AGAUCGAUAAGGACCAUCUUCUGCAACUCUCCGGCUUUUGGGAGCAGGAAGUGGGGAGCAUCUUGAUACACGCCAUUUUCCCUGUGUGUUGGGUUGGAUCCAGGACGGACCGUAGCCGUCCUAUCAGUCCCUCUCUCUCUCCCCCUCCCCCUCCCCCCCGUACCUUCCCAGUCUGCCGGACUUCUUCUUUGGGAAAAUAACCAGUAAGGCGGCUUCAAAAACAAAUCCGUAGUCAUCGCAUUUCUCCGGAGACAGGGAAAAACAUCCAGAUCUCGAGACACAUUACCAAAUUCCCCGAGCUGCAGAAUCUCCCUGUCAGCCUUUCUUCAUCCCACCCCCCCUCAGCCGGAGCCAACCGUGGUGAGCGGUUGCUGGUCAUCAGCACAGCACAUUAUUACGGUACCUGCACACUGCUUAGCGUCUAAUCGAGCCUCAUACGAAAUGACGACCCCUACCUCCAUUGCUCGGACGGCUCCUAUAGCUAUAGCUUCCCGGACGCCCCGCAACAUUGAACCUUCAAUUGAAAUGUCUACCAGUAACGAUAUUGGCCAAAGUACCCUUGCGACAAGCAUGAGUAGCUCAACAUCUACCGAUUCCGGUUUAAAUAUGAGAAGUCGGAAGGAUAGGCCUUGCGACGCAUGUAGAAAGAGGAAAAGCAGAUGUGUAGUUAACGAGGGCCAGACGAGUUGUGUGUUAUGUCAAUUCCACACGCAAGAAUGCACUCUUGUACAAAGUCCUCAGCCGAGGAAAAGAAAGCUCAACACAGAAGGCAAGGAGGAGUCGGUGGCCAAAAGAAGGUAUGUUGGAAAUUUCCGUGUUAUGGAAAAAACCAUGUCUCGUAACAAGAUAGAUGACUACUUGGUGCUCGUCACGCUUACGAGAUUCCAUAUAGGUCACCAGACAGAGACGACCGACGAAGACAACCAGAAACAAUUUCAAGUAGCGGGGCAACUAACUCAUUAAUCGAGGACAUGGCAAAUAUUGGAGGGCCGAUCCAGUUAAAACGAACGCUCGGCUUACAGAAUGAUCGAUAUAGCCAAUAUAUUGGGCCGACAACCGAUUUUGAACCAUCUCUCAUAGAUCUAUCUCAAUUCGACCCUCAGGAUGAGAGCUUGCUAUCCAGAGGCACUCUACGAAAAGUCAGCAAUGUAGACACUUUUCUUAUGCUACCGGACUACAAUACCCUAGGCCAUGAACAUUGUGGUGAAGAUGCAGAUGCGAUUGAAAGUAUCGUUGCUCCACAUGGACCAGCCCUGAUGGAGUUGUACUUUCGCAUCAUCCAUCCUAACUUUCCUAUUCUACAAAAAACUGUUGUUCUUGAAAAAUAUCACAGAUCGUAUCGAGAAUUUUCACCCCCUCUCCUUGCUGCUAUAUACAUCCUUGCCAUCAAUUGGUGGGACCAUAGCGAUGAACUUGGAGGUGCGGACGUUCCACGGCCAAAUGUUGAAGAGUUGGAACGUCUUGUUCGUGUAACCUUGGCAGAUGCUAUGUAUCGCCCAAAACUCUCUGUUGUGUAGGUGAAAAGCAAAGUCUUUUUCCUGGCACCCAACACACUCUAUCUGUGUUUUAUCUCGAGAAACUGUCUCUCGGAAUCAAACCACCCUCCUUCCAGUUGUCACCGGUUCUUUCUAAGCGAAUAUAAGCUGAUUUGUCGUGUUCUAGGCAAGCUGGUCUGUUACUCUCGCAGCGACCGGAAGGAGACCAAUGGGCUCCCACCGCACAGCUUGUAAGAUCUUUCUUCUUCAAAAAGAACUUCAAAUUGCUUCUGGUGCUAACUUUAUCAACAGGUGGCCAUUUCUCAGGAAUUGGGACUCCAUCUUGACUGUUCUAAUUGGAAAAUUCCUCCUUGGGAACGUGGACUUCGAAGACGCCUCGCUUGGGCACUGUAUAUGCAAGACAAGUGGGGUUCCCUAGUCCACGGAAGACCGUCUCAUAUUUUUGCAUCAAACUGGGCGGUUAAACCGCUUUCUUUGAAUGACUUUCCAGACGUUGAAUAUGAUGAAAAUGAUAGUGCUGAAGCCGCUGAAUACGAGCGCGGUCGUCUUCUUUUCACCCACAUGAUCAUACUCUCUCAGAUCCUUGCCGAAGUCCUCGAUACUUUCUAUACCCUCCAAGCAAUGUCGACUGUCGACUCAGCCGGACCACAAGGAACGCAUCUGGUUCUCCAAUUGGCAAAACCCGUCCAAUUGAAAUUGAAAGAUUGGUUCGCAGGCUUACCUGCAUGUCUUCGCAUGGAUUCGCCCUCUAAUAUCCAAAUCUCGAAUAGUAGUAAGCUCUCAUCAACGGGCUUUUUGCAUCUUGCCUACUUUGCCACCGAAAUUACUCUCCAUCGCCGCAUCAUCCGCUCACUUUCCUCACCAACCACUUCCCCAGACAGCAAACCUGCUCUCGACCCCUACAUCGUCCACAUCUGUCGCUCGGCAGCCAAAACCCGUCUGAUCUCCGCCAUGGACUUUGUCAACCGACUCACCUCCUCUCACCUCCGUGCAUUUUGGUACUUUGCAUCCAAGACAAAUUUCGCAUUAAUCGGAACCUUUGGCUCGCUCCUCUGGGCCACUGCACCCGGAAGAGAAGAAGCAGACUGGUAUCGAAGACGAUUAGGCGAAUACCGUUGGACGCUAGCUGUGAGCUGCAAAGGCGGUACAGGUGCCGACGGCGCCGGCACGCGACUCACGGAAUUCGCAAUGGGCAUGCUCGACACCUCGGCCGGACUUCUCAAAGCGCUCCCAGAGAAACCUGCUCUCUCACGUGUUGGCUCCGAGUCCGACAACUUAAGUCGAAGCCGGAAUCGUUCUGCCGUGGAAGGAUUCGGAUUCGGCUCCUUUGGUACCGGAACCGCUGGCGGCUUUGGCAUCGGUCCUGCGAGGGGCGAUGGGUCGGUUGGGAGUUUUGGUGAUUCGGCGUUCAGUCGCGAUGGUGAGAAUGGCGAGAACGGAUUGGGACUGAGGAUUGGGAGUGGAGCUAGUGGGCUGGAUAGUCCGAGUACGAGUGUCAGUUCCAGUGGAGGGAGUCAGGGUGGGUUUGAUGGGUACUCCGGUCAUACCACUGGGUUUGGUGCUAUGAGAGGGGAGGAGACAACCGUUUGA
This is a messenger RNA of Hymenoscyphus albidus, 3086 nucleotides long. The record is from the annotation of a GenBank genome assembly. NCBI's taxonomy places the organism in Eukaryota, Fungi, Ascomycota, Leotiomycetes, Helotiales, Helotiaceae.